Colletotrichum truncatum is the source of this 378-nucleotide messenger RNA. RefSeq names its product gag protein. The record is from RefSeq and is a predicted model, not a curated record. Lineage: Eukaryota; Fungi; Ascomycota; Sordariomycetes; Glomerellales; Glomerellaceae.
AUGUCCUCCUCAAGCGCGAAAAUCACCCUGAAUACCCCUGCCGACUGGAUCCUAUGGAUCGACCAGCUGCAGUCGAAGGCUAAGUCCUACGACCUCUGGCGAUAUAUCGAUCCCCAGCGCCUAGGCGCCUUAAACACGGGACAAACGCGUCUCGAGCGGCAGAUGGAGCGGCCGAAGCGCCCCGAAAUAUACGAUCACCCUAAGACCGGCAAAGCCGAAGUGCUAAACGAAGACGCCGACUACGAAACGCGCGCACAAGCGCUGGAGGAGCUCUCGGCAGCCAAUCUCGCCCUGUAUAAGGAACGUCGGUCUGAAUAUAUGGAGCGCUCCAAGACCCAUGAAGCGUUCCUGAAAGGGAUUCGCGUGCUCGAAGACUAG